Messenger RNA from Homalodisca vitripennis (glassy-winged sharpshooter), 2055 nucleotides. RefSeq names its product fructose-bisphosphate aldolase (gene Ald1). The record is from RefSeq and is a predicted model, not a curated record. Lineage: Eukaryota; Metazoa; Arthropoda; Insecta; Hemiptera; Cicadellidae. Gene Ontology annotation, cellular component: cytosol. The coding region runs from base 159 to 1253 and encodes 364 amino acids. Gene Ontology annotation, biological process: fructose 1,6-bisphosphate metabolic process; glycolytic process. Gene Ontology annotation, molecular function: fructose-bisphosphate aldolase activity. The transcript has 7 exons.
GUGAUCGCCAACGUCAAGGUGACCUCUGAUGUCCGCGCUCUCCUCGGUCGUCGCGCUCUUCACUCUGUCUCUGUCAGCGGUCGCAGCUCAUCGCUCUACUCUCUCCACUCGUCGGCCUUUUCUCUGCUCCCCAACCUUCCUACUGCAGCAUCACCAACAUGACUACCUACUUCAACUACCCCCCUCCUGAGCUGCAGGAUGAGCUGAGGAGGAUCGCCAACGCCAUCGUGGCCCCUGGCAAGGGUAUUCUGGCUGCAGAUGAGUCGGUCGCCACCAUGGGCAAGCGGCUUCAGGACAUCGGGGUUGAGAACACUGAGGAAAACAGGCGCCUCUACCGCCAACUCUUGUUCUCCACUGAUCCCAAAGUCGGAGAGAACAUCUCCGGAGUGAUUCUGUUCCACGAGACUCUCUACCAGAAGGCCGACGACGGAACUCCCUUCGUGGAGCUUCUCAAGAAGAGGGGCAUCAUUCCAGGCAUCAAGGUGGACAAGGGCGUUGUUCCUCUGUUCGGAUCCGAAGAUGAGUGCACUACCCAAGGGCUAGACGAUCUGGCCCAACGCUGUGCCCAGUACAAGAAGGAUGGCUGUGACUUCGCCAAAUGGCGUUGUGUGCUCAAGAUCGGCAAGAACACCCCCUCCUACCAAGCUAUCCUUGAGAAUGCCAACGUACUGGCACGCUAUGCGUCCAUCUGCCAAUCCCAGCGCAUUGUGCCCAUUGUAGAGCCUGAGGUGCUGCCUGAUGGAGAUCACGACCUUGACAGGGCUCAGAAGGUCACAGAGACAGUUCUGGCCGCUGUGUACAAGGCACUCAAUGACCACCAUGUCUUCCUGGAGGGCACCCUCCUGAAGCCCAACAUGGUGACCGCAGGACAGUCCUGCUCCAAGAAGUACAAUUAUGAGGACAACGCUAGAGCUACAGUGUUGGCCCUGUCCAGAACUGUGCCAGCUGCUGUCCCUGGUGUGACUUUCUUGUCAGGAGGUCAGUCGGAGGAGGAUGCCUCUGUCAAUUUGGAUGCUAUCAACAAGAUCCAAGGCCCCAAGCCCUGGGUUCUCACCUUCAGUUAUGGCCGUGCACUUCAGGCUUCCGUGUUGAAGGCUUGGCAAGGCAAGGCUGAGAAUGUGAAGGCUGGACAGGAAGAACUCAUCAAGCGAGCUAAGGCUAACGGGUUGGCUGCUGUGGGCAAGUAUGCUGCUGGCUCCAUCACCAGCAAGGCGGGCGAUUCCAGUCUUUUCAUCAAGAAUCACGCCUACUAAGUUCUGUUAUCUGUCUAUAUUUAACCUGUUAUAUUCACUUUAUUGAUGUCCUGACUGUAUUAACGUUACAAUUUUGUGGCUGACUUUUGGUUUCAUUGGCACUGAUAUAUCUUGAUGUUUAUAUUGUGAUUUUUGUUGACAUUUUGUACUUUGUUGUCAAUUAUGCUGUACUGUGAUUUUGCUUGAUUUGUUUGCAUUAGUUGUUAUCGAUCCCUAGGUUGAAUUUUAAUUACUGUUGUUUAAUUAAACCAUUGAAAAGAAUCAUAAUAGAACUGUUGAUUUCUGUACUCGAAUAAAGACAUAAUAUUUUCUUAUUGUUUUGUUUUUAAUUUUGUUUUUCUGGUUGGCCCGAGUGCGGGACUCGACUCUCUGGUAGAGAGACUCGUAUCGUAUGUAGUACACGGGGACAGUGGAACAGGUAGUUCGUCUGCUGUCACUUCGAUGUUUCCUGUUGCUGAUGUCUAUUGCUUAUAUUAUACCUUUUAAUAUUUCUCAGCGUAUAUAUUUUAGACUUAUAUUUUAAAUUAGUAAUACUGUUGUCAUAUUUGUGUGAAUGAAUGAAAGCUAGAAAUGCAGGCUUGUAUAUAUAAAAACUUAAUUGUUUGAUGUAAAAAUAUAAUACUACUUGAUUUGUUGUGUAACUAUAAAAUAUGUAUGUAUAUAUGUAUGUUUGUUUAUGUACGAAACUGUUGAGUACAUAUAUACACACACACACACAUAUAUAUAUCAGUGUUAACUUAAACUGUAACCCACCACCAACUCAAUUGCCAUGAGGAUCCAAUAAAGUACCAUAUAUACAAAA